Striga hermonthica is the source of this 1431-nucleotide messenger RNA. The record is from the annotation of a GenBank genome assembly. NCBI's taxonomy places the organism in Eukaryota, Viridiplantae, Streptophyta, Magnoliopsida, Lamiales, Orobanchaceae.
AUGGCUGCUUCUGCUGCUGCUAGUCACCUCGUGUUCUUUUCUCGCCGUCUUUUGAAGGACUCGCGCAGAGGCUUGUUCCUUUUGCCCGUCUUUCUGGCUUUUGUGAGCUCGGUUUUCUUCUUCUUGUCGUCCACAUCAAGACUGCAUGUUAGUUCGAGACAAACGCGGCCUAAUGUGGAUCCACCUCUCGAGUACUCGAAAAUUAGCCCUCGACUGAUUGGAAGAGGCGUGACUACGCGACAGGUUAGGAUUAAUCAUUCUGUUACAUCUCAAGAACGUGUCGAGUUACAUGAAAGAUUCGCGACUGCGAAUGAUGGUGGCUCGGAGAUCGGCUUUGGAGGACUCGGGAUGGCAGAGAAUGUGAAAGUGGGGUCAUUUGACGACAAUAAGGAAAACGGCGAUGUCUUUCACGACCGGGCGCUCUUCAUGGAAGAAUACAAGCAGAUGAAAAAGAGCUUCAAAAUCUACGUGUACCCACACGAAAAAAACGACCCUUUCGCCAACGUGCUUUUGCCCGAGGACUCGGUUCCCGGCGGGAACUAUGCAAGCGAAAGCUACUUCAAAAAGGGUCUCUUCAUGAGCGGUUUCCUUACAGACGACCCCUCGCAGGCCGACCUCUUUUACCUCCCGUUCUCCAUCGCGAGCUUGAGGCAGGACCCUCGGGUUGGUGUUGCCGGUAUUCAGGAUUUUAUUAAGGACUACAUUUCGAACAUAAGUAGAAGUUACCCCUUCUGGAACCGGACGGGUGGGGCUGACCACUUUUACGUCGCGUGCCAUUCGAUCGGGCGCUCGGCCAUGGAGAAAGCCAUUGAAGUGAGAUUGAACGCGAUUCAAGUGGUGUGCUCGUCGAGCUAUUUUUUAUCGGGAUACAUUGCUCAUAAGGAUGUGUCUAUACCGCAGAUUUGGCCGAGGAAUGACGAUUUUGCUCCGACUCGUUCCUUAUCUAAAAGGAAAAGGCUGGGAUUCUACGCGGGGGCCAUGAACUCUCGGGUGCGCAAGUCUCUGGUGAGCACGUGGGGCAACGACUCGGAGAUCUCGGUCCACGAGGCGCGGGUGAAGAGCGCGUACUCGGAGGCUCUACUUGGGAGCAAGUACUGCAUCCACGCCAAGGGGUUUGAGGUGAACACGGCGCGAGUGGCGGACGCCAUCUACUAUGGGUGUGUCCCGGUCGUGGUGGCCGACCAUUAUGAGCUCCCGUUUGGGGACGUGCUCGACUGGUCUCGGUUCGCGGUAGUUGUGGCAGAGGCAGACAUACCGUACCUGAAGAGGAUACUUGAGGAGGAGGAGGAGGAGUACGUGAGGAUGCAGGGGAAUGUGAUGAGUGUUAGGGAGCAUUUCCAGUGGCAUCAUGUGCCGGCCGAUUACGACGCCUUUCACAUGGUCAUGUAUCAGCUGUGGCUCAGGAGGAGUAGGAUUAGGAUCUCAUCUUGA